GGAAAGCAGAGAGCACCAGCGGAGAGACGGCAAAGGGUUACAAGUGAGCUGGCUGCAUCUGCGCAUAGGUGAAGCAGGGGGGCUUCCGGGGGCUACAGGGUCUACAAGGCGCCGCUGAUGCAAUCACGCAAGUCAUUGCGUCAAAGCGUGGGUUUGGGGAUGCGGCAUCCCGCAUCCCACUGCGGCUAAUUCUGCAGGCAGCCUCCGCUACCAAUUUGUCCGCUCUGCGCAGCAACUUCCCAGCAAUCCGCGACCACUGCGGCAACUCCCGAGAACCGCAGGAGCCAUGAAACCGGCCGGUAGCCGCGGCUGGGGCUGGGGUGGCGGUAAAAGCGGCAAAGGCAGCAAAGGCAGCAAAGGCAAGGGAGGCGGCAAGGGAGGCAGCAAGGGAGGCGAUGGGGGCUCGGGGUCCAAAGGCAGCUAUGGAUCACGCUCGCGCAGCUACGGUAGCAGCAGCUACAGUGGCAGCAGCUACAGCGGCGGCGGCUACAGUGGUGGCGGCGGCAGCUAUGGUGGCGGCGGCGGCGGCGGCAGCAGCGGCGGCGGCAGCGGCGGUGGCUACGGCGGCGGCGGCUACGGUGGUGGCGGUUACGGCGGCGGCGGUGGCGGCAGCCGAGGCCGGGGGCGAAAGCGCGGAGACAGCAGGGACCGCGGCGGCAGUGGUCAUCGCCGCGGCCCCGGCAGGGGCAGGAACAAGAACCGCCGCAGAAAGGCCAUCACCGUGACGGUGGAGCCGCACCGGCAUGCGGGCGUGUUUAUCUACCGCGGUGCGGAGGACGCACUGGUCACGAUGAACUUGGUGCCGGGAGUCUCGGUGUAUGGCGAGAAGCGCGUCACCAUAAUAGAGGACGGCGAGAAGGUGGAGUACCGAAUGUGGAACCCCUUCCGCUCCAAACUGGCAGCCGCUAUCCUGGGGGGUGUGGACAGGAUCCACAUCAAGCCCAAGUCCAGAGUGCUGUAUUUGGGCGCCGCCUCUGGAACCACCGUCUCUCACGUCUCCGAUAUCAUCGGCCCCGAUGGCCUGGUCUAUGCGGUUGAAUUCUCCCAUCGCGCCGGCCGUGAUCUGGUCAACGUGGCCAAGAAGCGCACCAACAUCAUCCCAGUACUGGAAGAUGCCCGGCACCCACUCAAGUACCGCAUGCUCAUCGGAAUGGUGGAUGUGAUCUUCGCUGACGUGGCCCAGCCAGACCAGUCCCGCAUCGUGGCGCUCAACGCCCACACCUUUCUGCGCAACGGAGGCCACUUCCUCAUUUCCAUCAAGGCCAACUGCAUCGACUCCACAGCGUCUGCGGAGGCCGUGUUUGCUUCUGAGGUGAAGAAGCUGCAACAGGAGAACCUGAAGCCGCAGGAGCAGCUCACCCUGGAGCCCUACGAAAGGGAUCACGCUGUGGUCGUUGGGGUCUACCGGCCCUCUUCCAGGAGCAGCAGCAAGUGACCGCAG
This is a messenger RNA of Psammomys obesus (fat sand rat), 1441 nucleotides long. RefSeq names its product fibrillarin like 1 (gene Fbll1). The record is from RefSeq and is a predicted model, not a curated record. NCBI's taxonomy places the organism in Eukaryota, Metazoa, Chordata, Mammalia, Rodentia, Muridae. Gene Ontology annotation, biological process: box C/D sno(s)RNA 3'-end processing; rRNA methylation. Gene Ontology annotation, cellular component: Cajal body; box C/D methylation guide snoRNP complex; small-subunit processome. Gene Ontology annotation, molecular function: histone H2AQ104 methyltransferase activity; rRNA methyltransferase activity; RNA binding. The transcript has a single exon. Bases 287 to 1435 code for a protein of 382 amino acids.